Molecule: messenger RNA, 1665 nt
Organism: Brenthis ino (lesser marbled fritillary)
Lineage: Eukaryota; Metazoa; Arthropoda; Insecta; Lepidoptera; Nymphalidae
Source: the annotation of a GenBank genome assembly
AUGAAUAAUUUAAAUGUUGACCUUGCUGUUGAAUAUGUAAAAAAUAUAGUUGAUAAAAACAAAUGUGUCAGUUGUGACCAUUUACAAGGACCGUACGUGAGAUACCCUUGUGGGCAUUUUAUUUGUCAGAAAUGCGUUGCUACUGCUGAAGAAUGUUUACUGUGCCUUUCUCCUCCAGCUGUAUCGACCCAUUUUAUAGAUAAACCUUUAACGCGACGUGUAGAACAUAUUUCAAAUUUAUUAACGGAAUUUCAAGAAUUAUUAAAUAUAGAUGUUUUCAAACGACACAGAAUUUCUGAACAGUUAAAACUAGAAAGACAACUUUUUCCAGAAUGUAUUCAGGCUCCAUCAAAAUACUGUAAUAAAAGAAAAAGUUCAAACAUUUCAGUAUUAGAUAAAGAAAACAUAACAUCUUCAUACAUAGCUGGUGAAAAUACCUCAUAUAUUAAGCCUUUUAAAAUGGAAGAUUCCAAUUACUAUGUUCAGCACUGGCUAGACACAAAUAUAACAAAGCCCAAUAAAUCCCGAAAACCUUUUGCUGAUCUAAAAGUUAAUUGCAAUUACUCUAAUAUUAAAUCAAUAGAUCUGGUUAAGAACAAUGUCAAUGAAGUAGUUAGUAAGAAAAGAACUCAUAACAAAAAACUUUCUUAUGAAAGCAAAAAGCUAAAACAAUCACCUAAAGCAAUUAAAAAACAACAUAAGAAAAAAGAACUAUGUCUUCGAAGUAAUGAAACUAUUAAGUUAAAAAAUAAUAAAUUAGAUAAUAAUGACAGUGGGAUUGAUUUUGAAGAUCAUACAAUAGUAAUAGAUGAGAGUCAAAAUGAUGUCUUUGAUAAAGAUAAGCUCGCAUGUUUAGCUGUGAUAGAGGCUGAAAAAAACAAUGUAAAUAUUUUUACAGAUUAUGAAACAACUCAAUGUAGCUCAAUAAGAAUUAAUGAUGUAAGCAUUAAUACCAAAACAAUAAAAGCCAAAAGUAUGCUACCUUUAUUCAAAGUGCCAUUUUAUAGAAAAAGUUCAUUAUAUGAAGUUUGCUCGUUAUAUUCACAAAAUACAAAUGAAAGGAUGUAUAGAAAUAAUGCAGAUAAUGUAACUGUUACCAUUGAGAAUAAUAACUUUGUAGCAACCAUUAACAUUUUACAUAAUAAAGAAAACAGUAUUAAACUCACAAAUAAGCAUUCUGUUGAAAUCCAAACUAUUGAUGUAAAUGAUGAAAAUGAGAAUAAUGUUGAUCAGGUUAAUAUACCUCAUGGCAAUGUAAAAAAUAAAGCCAAUAAAGCCAACAUUUUAUUAUACGAAGAUUUAAUGCAGAGUGAAAAUAAACAAGGCACCCUUUUACUUGAUAAUAAGCCGAAAGAACAAGCAAUCAAAUUAAAUUCCGUAGAAGUGAAAGGUGUUAUUGUAGCAGAAUCAGAAACAGACAGUGAUACAGAUAAUGAACAUGCAAAUACAAUUGAAACUAUUGCAGAUGUUCAUGCAUCAGCACAAUUUUUCAGUGCUUAUGGAAUUUUAUCCACACUGGAACCAAAUCAAUAUGAACAUAGACAGCAAAGGAAAGCAAUUCGUGGUAACUCGCCAAUCAGUACUGAUUCUUCUGACAAGGAAAAUUAUGAUCCAAACAGAGCAAAGAGGCAGAAAUUUGAUAAAAAAUCAAAGAAAUAUAACUGU